Messenger RNA from Symsagittifera roscoffensis, 4791 nucleotides. Its product is annotated as kinesin-like protein KIF20B. Gene Ontology annotation, cellular component: mitotic spindle; spindle microtubule. Gene Ontology annotation, molecular function: microtubule binding; ATP binding; plus-end-directed microtubule motor activity. Lineage: Eukaryota; Metazoa; Xenacoelomorpha; Acoela; Convolutidae. The record is from RefSeq and is a predicted model, not a curated record. The coding region runs from base 2 to 4498 and encodes 1498 amino acids. The transcript has 17 exons. Gene Ontology annotation, biological process: microtubule-based movement; spindle elongation; mitotic spindle assembly.
GAUGGCCAUAGACAGAGGUGAAGAGAAUUUGAACAAUGCAGACCAGGAUGUCGAGUGCACUACAAAUGAAACCAUAGAUGUGAGUGACAUCAGCAGUGGAGUAUCGGGUAUUGACGAAUUAGACGUCGAGGUAUCCGAGUGGCAUGAAAAUACUCAGCCUGAUGAGACAGAGGAAUGUUCUAGAAUGGAUUGUGACGAUGAGGUGGGAAAAGGAGAGGGAGAUUUGACCCUUGGAAAAGCUAGCAGUUGUGGAGGUGCAAAGAGAGCUAGUGAGAAAGAGCCGAUGCAGGUUUAUCUACGCAUUCGACCUUUAAAAGAGGGCGAAAAAGGAGUCAGCUAUGAGGUGAACCCUUCUAAAACUUUCAUCAAGGUCAAUCCUUUUGCCACUUCAUCGAAUAAACAAGGAGAAUUCUCUUUCUCUCACAUUUUCGACGGAGCAUCAGCAGAGAAAUCAGGAGUAGGUCAGAAGCACUUGUUUGACCACACUGUAAGGCCCCUGAUGCAGGAGUUUGUGGGCGGGCUGAAUUGUUUGGUGUUCACAUACGGAGUGACUAAUUCUGGGAAGACAUAUACUUUGCAGGGAAUCCCAACAGAUAUAGGUAUAUUACCGCGUGCGCUGGACGUGCUUUUCAACUCAAUUGGAGAGGAUCAACUGUUCAAGGAAGUGAGUCCGAUGCCAGUCUACUUCGACCAGUUCGAAGAUGUAUCUCAAGCAGAAGUGGAAAAACACGAUAAGCUCAAGCAGAGACUACUCAACUCAUCGUGCCGUGCUGUGCAUUCAGUCUUGAAUCAGACUAUGAUAUCUGGCAGCUCGGACCGAGAUGUUUCCAUGUUCUGUCCCAGUGUAAAUUCUACUAGUGUCAACUCCACUGCUCACUCCAUUCAAGUGACGCCCCGCAAUUCAGUCCUCGAAGACCAGUCGAGAGCCAGAGACCAGUCAAGUGUCCCAAUGACAUCAGUGGGAAGGAAUUCGGAAGAUGCGGGAUCGAAUGAUGUCGAAGAAGGGAAGGAAUCCAGGGAUUCAGGGUUCAAAGGUUACGCUGUUUGGGUGUCUUUCUUGGAGAUAUACAAUGAACAGAUCACGGAUUUGCUUGUGGCUGCAGUGCCCUCUCAGGGAAAGGGAGCUGCGACACCCAAGCCGAAUAACUUGCGAUUACACGAAAGUGUGAAUGGAAACGUUUAUGUUGGUGAGCUGCGGGAUAUCAAAGUAGACUCGGCUCAGGAGGCCUGUCAGAUCCUGGCAGCUGGUCAGAGGAAUCUGCGCUACUGUGCCACAGCGAUGAAUCAGAGGUCCUCGAGGAGUCAUUGUAUCUUCAGUAUCAAGUUGGCGAAAGUGUGCGAGAGUGGAGUGCGGGCUAGUUUGUUCUCGUUUUGUGACUUGGCCGGCGCCGAGAGGCAGUCGAAGACAAACACUGCAGGUUCUUCUCUGAAAGAAGCGGCGAACAUAAACACAAGUAUGAUGCAGCUUGGAUUAUGUUUGAAACAGCUGCGUGAGAAAAGAGGUGCAAACCCAGGGACCCUGGGAGACAAAGAGAACAACAAGAAGUUCGUGAAUUUCCGAAACUCCAAAUUGACAUACCUCUUCCAGAAUGUUCUACAGGGAUCGGGACGGGCAGUGAUGAUUGUAAAUAUCGCACCCUGUCUGAAAGUCUACGAGGAGACUCUGAACACUUUGAAGUUUGCGGCGGUAGCGCAAAAAGUGUCGACAAAUGCAGUGAUGGCAACAGAGGCUCCUAAAGUGGCUGGAAAGAAGAAAAUUUCAAUUUCUAAAAAGUGCGGUCUAAAGAGAUCAUCUGUAAUGAGAAUCAACAAAGAUGGCGUGAUUGAAAAGGUGUUCAAGGACUCUAGUCGAACCAACACAGACAAAACUCCUCGCAAACCGACUUCAAAUGCUGCUAGAAAAACGCCAGGUGCUACUGGGGGUGCCAAAAGACAGGAAGUUAUAACCGAAGAAGAGGAAGAAGAUGAAACGGCGAGUGAGGACGAAGAUGAGAAUAAUGGGAGCGAGGAGGAUGAUGAGUGGUAUUUUGAACCACUGGUGUGGGAUAAAGACAAGGAAGUGACCGAGGAGAUAACAGAGAGCGACGAGGAGAAGAUCAUUCCGUUUCCGGACUACAAGAGGGUGGCAGUGGAUUAUCUGAGAUUAAAAGAGAAAUACAAUCAGAAAAAGCAGCGAAUAGAAGAACUGGAGCAGGAGCAGUGGGUUCUGCGCAACGACCACAACAAACAGAUUCAGCGUACUUAUCGGAAGCAUGACGAGUUACUAGACGACGUGCUUUCACGACUUGAGAGUAAAGACGAGAAAAUCAAAAGCCUGACUGCAGAUUUGGAAAAAGGAAAGGAGGAUUAUGAACAGUGCAAAGCUGAGUUGGAGUUGCUAAAAGCGGAGAGAAACACUCAAAAGGAAGUCCCGAUCCCGCGAAACGAGGAGUCUCUUUUAUGGCAUGACAAGGGAGACGAGAGUGAUGUGAAGUGGAGUUUGAAGCGAGUACGGGAGGAGGAGUUGGAGAAGAGACUUUUCGAGGCAGACGAGGUCUGCGCGAAACUGAGCGAGGAACUGGAAAAGGUGCGUACUGACAAGAGCGUGAGCGAAAAAGAAGUGAAUAAAUUGGUGCAAACACUCAGCGUACAGAGUCUAGAUGAGAUACUUAAAGUACAUGAAGACCUGAAGAGAGAAUCAGAUGCGGUGAAAGAAGAGUUGAAGAAGUUAACAGCAGAUAGAUGUUAUAAUGAAGAACUUAAAAAGGAAAUAGUAUUGAAAGAUGGACAAAUUGAAAAGAUGAGACUAGAAAUUGAACUUAAAGAUGGAGAAAUUGAAAGCACGAAGAAAAAAAUGGAAUCGAAGGACGAACAAAUUGAAUAUAUGCAAAAAGAAAUUGAGUUGAAAGACAGAAUGAUUGAAAAAUAUAAAACACAAAUAGAAGAGCUCCAAAAAAGCCUAGAUGGAAAAACGAAGCAAUACGAGUACAUGAUGGACAAAUGUGCGGAUCUGAACAAAGAGAACUCAAAUCUGAAACAAAAAAGGCCUAGAUCUUCCCUUCCGGUUUUACGAAAGAGUAUGGGAGCGGUUUCCGAAGUAUUGAGAGAGGUGGACUUGAAUACAACAGUGGAUUUAGGCAAUGUUAGCAGGGAACUGAAUGCGCUGUUGGAAAUGCAGCCCAUAAGCAAGAAUCAAGUGACCGGAAAAGUUCUGGAGCUGGAGUCAAAACUGGUGGAGAAAGAGAUGGAGGUUGAUAGUAUGAGGCAAGAGAUGGACGAAUCCCAAGUAGUGGUUCUCAAGGCAUCUCAGAUCAUCUCACAGUCUAAUGUGUUGACUGACCUGAGAGAAAGUGAAAUGCAAGCCAACGUAAAACGCAUCGCAGAGCUGGACGUUCAAUUAAGCAAUCUGAAACAAGAAUUAAAGCAGCAGAAGGAAGAAGCUCUGUCAACAAAGAAGUCCCUGGAGGCAGAAUUAAAGCGUCAAGAAGUUGAGUUGAAACAGCAGAAGAAGCAACACGAGAAGGAUAUGUCGCAACUGAAAGUGGACAACGACAGCUUCUCACAGCAGAUCCAACAGCUGCAGAAACAGAACUCAGAUCUCAUUUCAUCCCUUAGUAGAGUGAGCUCGACUUCAAGCAAAGGUUCCUCCAAGGCAUCUAUUGCAGAGACUAAGGGGCAGCCGUUGCUUAAUGAUUCGUCUAUGUUACCGGCCAGUGCGGCUACUGAAGUGAUGAGUCCGACCUACUCUGCUCUCCUCUCAAGACCUGGAAGGGACUUGGAAUCAACCGGAAUCGGACUGGGCUUAAAGGCAAUCUCCAGCAAAAGCGGAAAAGACUCAGAGUCUGAAACAGACGAGCCCCCUGUGAAGUUACUCAAGGGUAAUGGGAAAAAAGUUGGGAAGCGAGUGGCAGCUAUGAAGAAGAUGUUUGAACCGACCGAGGACAAGCCGAAACGCAUGAGCACUUCAAGAAGGGGAGGCAGAGUUGCCAAGAGGACUUCCAGUGGCAUGUCAACAACACGAACACGAAGAGCAGCGGCGAAGGCCAAGAAGGCUUUGGCAAAUGUGCCCGAAGACAGUAUUUUAGACCAGAAUGAGGAGAGUUGGGAAGGUGAUCUGAAAGAAGAUGAAGAUACGGAGUCCAUUAGUGCUAAGAAAAGUAGAGUCAGUUCGGGAACCUGUACCACUGAUUCAUUGGACGAGACUAAAUUUGAUUCGACGAUUCUGCAGACAUCUAGGAUAACGAGGUCGGCUAAGAAGUUACUGGACACCUCCAGUGUGUCUUCAGUUGCAGUAUCAUCAGCGGAAUCCUCAAUGGCAUCCGGGAGGUCAGGUGGAAGAAAAAGACCCGUCAGUCGAAAUACAGCAGCAAAGAAGAGUCUCUACAAUGUAGUGCCAUCCGAUUCCUUUGACAUGUCAAUAGAUGACCAGGCGCAACUCAAUGAAAUGGUGGAACAAGUCAUGCCACCUCGUGGACGCAAAGGCAGACCGACCAGAGCCACUCGGGCUUCAAAAAAGUGAAUUCAGUGAAGCAGGAAGAGGGAGAGAUGAUAUUCAUGUCGGCUCAUAGAGAAGAGGAGAGGAGAGAUUGCGAAUACUAUAAUGUACGCAGUUAACAACGGAGGGAAUUGAAAAGUGCAAUGUUGUUUUUAAUUAUUGAUUUAGAUUACAAUUAAAACUUGUCCGGAGAAAUUUAUUCGAGGUGAAUUGGAUGCGCUUUUAGAAAUAUCAGUUAUAGGUCUGGCUAACAGUUCUACUUAUACUUUGAAAACAAUUAAAUAGACGCUGUAGAUAUAUAUAUACACACACAAGAG